CAUCAGAAGCCUUGCCUGAUAUGCCCCUACUAACAUAUACCCAUUCUGUAUUUUUUUUUUUUUUUAUUGUGGGCAACAGAAACUGACUCUAGUUUCAGGAUAAAGAUAUGGGAAAUUAUCAAGAAAAAGUUGAGUAACCAAGAUUUAGGGAGCCAAAGAAACCCAAGUCCUCCCCUAGGAACCUCUGUAGCAGCAGAUGGAUUUCUCCCUGGAGCACUGACAUUAGUAUGAUUAGUCCUGUCUCUGUGCUUCUCUCUUUAGUGUUUCAAAUUACCUGGAGAAAGAAUCUGAUUGACUUGGUUUCUGUUUCCGAUUUUUACCUCUGGAUCCAUCUAUUAUCUACCAUUCAAUCUAUCUCCACAAAGGCCCUUCUGUCUUGUUUAUUACCAUACACCUGUGCCUGGUAUCGAGUAGGUGCUCAUUAAACACUGAAUUAAUGAGCAACUAAUUGAAUAAAUGAAUUGGCCAUGGCCAGAAGAUGGGGUCAAUUAACAUAGAUAUGGCCAACAGAAGCUCACUCCAGGGUUUGAAGUUUAUUUCCAUGGUUAUGAGUGGGGCAUCCACCUUAAGAGAUAGUCUUAAAGCUCAUCUUGUUCCACUUUCCCCCUCACACUAGGACCAUUUGGCUUCCUUCCAUUCCUCCAAACUGCCAAGCAAUUUCCAAACUUAGAGUCAUUGCAUAUGCUGUUACUGUUUUGGUUAUAGAUUUAUUGACUAUGAGCUCUAAAUUUAUCCUUUUUUGCCUCUUCUAUGAGAAAAAUGAAUGUGAAUGAGCCGUUUAAGUAUUUUUUGGUAACCUGAUACGAUGUUAAACAUUGUCAGUAGAGGGAACUAGAGAGACACUGCAAGAGACAAAAAAUCUUCCUGGUCCAAAAUUUUAUUAAAUUUAAUUAAUUUCCUCUUAACUAAUUGGAUUUUAUCCAAUUAUAUAUUAGCGAUGAGGAUAAUGGUACAAAUAGAUCAAUCAUUUAUUUUGGAAGAUAAUUUGGUAGAUUCAUAAUGAGUUAUUAAUUUCUUUGAGAAGUUUUUUAAAUCUAGCAUAUUUUUACAGGUUUUUUUAAAAGUAAAAAUAACUUAUAAAGUUGGAGAAAAUUACUCAUAUUUUCUUUUUUAGGGCAGGGGUUUUUUUGGCUUCAAGUAUUUUCUUCAGUGCCUUUCAUGGUGGGGCUGGCUGUUACCUGUUUAUAUCUAUGGCAACGCCCUCACUACAAGGCCAAAUGAGGACAGCCCAACUUCUAGAGCUUCCCGUCUGCCCUACAGACCACAGCUGCCUCGGGCCAGAGACCCAACAGCAAGAUCCGCCAGCCAACCACCUCCAGCCAGUCGCAUCCACCCUUUCCUCCCAGCGCCCGCGGAGAAAGCUGGCUUCCCAUUGGGCCAACUGCAAGCCCUCUUACGGAGCGGGGGUUCCUUCCCACCAGCCGGGCGAGCUCCGCCCUCACGCCCCGCCUGCGCCGGGAAAUCAGGUGACCGCGGGCUGGCGCAGUCACGUGGUUGGGGCGCGCCCGCCCGUUGUGGCCAUGGCGGCCGCUGGUUCCAGUGUGGUGAGGCGAGUGGAAGAGCUCGGGGACCUGGCUCAGGCCCACAUACAGCAGCUUAGCGAAGCCGCCGGCGAAGAUGAUCACUUUCUAAUUCGGGCCUCUGCAGCUCUAGAAAAAUUGAAACUUCUGUGUGGAGAAGACAAAGAAUGUUCAAACAUCAAAUCUCUAGAACUUUACACACAGGCAAUUUUGGACAUGACAUAUUUUGAGGAGAACAAACUAGUAGAUGAAGAUUUUCCUGAAGAUUCUUCACAGAAAGUAAAAGAGCUGAUCAGUUUUCUUUCAGAACCAGAAAUUUUAGUUAAAGAAAAUAAUAUGCAUCCAAAACCCUGCGAUUUGCUUGGGGAUGAACUCCUGGAAUGUCUCUCUUGGAGACGGGGCGCCCUACUCUAUAUGUAUUGUCAUUCUCUGACCAAAAGGAGGGAGUGGCUCACAAGAAAAUCCAAUUUGCUUAAAAAGUACCUUAUUGAUGGAAUCAGUUACUUGCUACAGAUGUUAAAUUAUCGGUGUCCUGUCCAGUUAAAUGAAGGAGUUUCUUUCCAAGACUUAGACACAGCUAAAUUACUGAGUGAAGGAAUAUUUAGUGACAUUCAUUUGCUGGCUAUGAUGUACAGUGGAGAAAUGUGUUACUGGGGAUUGAAGCAUUGUGCAGAUCAACAGCCAGAAAAUCAUGAAGUGGAUUCUGGUGUUUCUGGAGCAAGCUACACAACACAAAAAGAACCUCUGGAUUUCCGAGAAGUAGGAGAAAAAAUUUUGAAAAAGUAUGUAUUUGUGUGUGAAGGACCCCUGAAAGAGCAAGAAUGGAAUACAACAAAUGCAAAACAAAUUUUAAACUUUUUUCAGCAUCACACUAACCAGUAAGUUAUCUAUUCCUUUUCAAAGAGGAAAACAAAACAACCCAUGAAAUGGAAAAGUUCCAGAAAAGAAGACAUCUUGACACUGUUUAAGAAUGUUACACUACAUAAAUAUACCCAGCGUGGUUACCUAUUUUUAAUGCCAUCACCAUUUUUCAUUAUAUAUUUUUAAAUCUAUGAAAGAACGAUUCUUUAAUGUUUAAGAUGGCAUGUAUGUUAUUCUAACUCAGCCUGAACUGCAGAUGUUCUAUAACUAAUAAGUAGGAAUAGAGUUUAGCUUUAUAAGUUUUUUUAAUUAUUAGCUUUUUUGUGACAUAAAUUGACCAUUUUAAAUAUCUUCAGAUUAUUUUAAAAUCUGUCUUGAAGUUUGCUGUGCUUCAGAGAUUAAAAUCAAGUCACCUCAUCGCUUUAGAUAUAUUCUAAAGAUGUAAAAAUUGGCAAAAUAAAAAAUUAUGACUAGUAUUCAGACUCCAUUUCCAGAAUAGAUAAAUAAUGAAAGGUGCCACAAAAGAAAUGUGUCAUUUUUUGUUUUACCAUUACUCAUGGCAUUUACAAUUUUUAUGCUAUUGGGCAUUAUGUAAAAAUUUUCAAGUGAUUUUCCAAUUUUAUUUAAAAGAAAAUGGAUGGUUUAUCAAAUGAGUAAUGAAGAUGAAAUCAGGUUAGUCCAUCAUUAACUUGUAUGUAUUUAGAGUGCCCCUUUUCAUGUGUAUUGAAAUUUUAAUAUUUUUGUCUUUAGUAGUAGAGAUGAGUGAUAAAGGCCAGAGAACCUAACUUGCUAUCUUGCUUAUUGUCUACCUCAACUCCUAUUGUCAUCUUGGGAUGAUCUAAUAAUUUGCUGAUAUCCUUGACUUCUGUACCAGUGACUUCAUCACAUUCCAGGAACUUAACUCCCAUGGCUACACCUGAAUGAAUAUCACCAUCCUGAGUUUUUCUUUCUGAAAUCUUAAAUUUCAGUAAUUGAUGAUAAUUCACAUCUUUCCAGCUUUUCACUUUCUCAUUUUUACUGAUUUUUCUUUCUCCUUUAUUUCUAUUCUAUCUCUUUAGCUUCUUCACAGCCCCUUCUCUUGACUGUUCCUCUUUCUCCUAAACCAUCAGCCCCUUUGAGAUUUUCUUCCUUCCCUAACCAGCCUCAGCCUAAUAUGGGAUACUAGGGAUACAGAUGAAGUGCUCUUCACAGUCCCUUCAAGUCCACUGUCCCCUUGUCCUUCAGUCUGACCAUUCUGCAAGUGUCAGUGUUGAAUUAAUCCUGUCACCCACCUUUUCUGGAAUGCUGCAUCCCAUGUGAAGUACAUGCAGCCGUUGAAAGUAUAAUCCCUAUAAGUAUCUCAGCUUCAACUUUAGGAGAGCCCUCAGUACAAGCCUGUUUGUUUCUGGUGUGGCUCCUCUCCUUUUACCAUGGUGACUAAUCUAAACCUCUCACUUUCCUCAUGAGGUCCUCUGUCCCGUCCUCUCCCAUAGCAUAAGGCUCUUGGUCCUAUCUUACAGAAAUUUAAGACUAUGAGGACUUAAACUUCUAUUUCUUGGCUUUGCCCUAUUCAUUUUCCCCAUUUUUAGAAGGAAAGAGAUUGCCUGCACGCUGUUGAAAGCCAGUCUCUGCCUUUCCUCAUUUCCCCUGGGGCUUCUUUUUUUUUCUGCCUACCUUUUAGGUAUUACUUUUCCCUGGAGGUCUAUCCUUUUUCUCUUUAUCCCUCUUCUCACCCUUUUCCUUUCUCUCUCUCUCCUCUCUUUUUUUAAACUUACUCUUAGGUGAUGUCAUUCAUAGCCAUGGCUUCUUCUGACACCUACAAUGUUAAGCUUAUAUCUAGACUUGCAACUUGAAUCCCAGCUUCUGCUCUCUGAGCCUUCUUUCUAAAUGCCUAUUAACAUGUCUUCACUUAGAUAAUUUUAAAUUCAUAUGUCCAAAUAACUAACCCUCAUCUUUAUCUAAAAUCUUUUUUGGUUCAUGUUUUUGGUGGUUUUGAUCUUUCACAGUGCAGGGCAAUAAGGAAUGACAUAAUCUAGUUCUGUCCACAUUCCCUGUUUUAUCUCUGCAAUGUAUCCUGUGUAAUCACGUCCUAGUUCAGUUCUAGUCCAGUCCUCAAACAUUAAUAACCCAGGCUCUUUUUUGAUAAUAGGAACAUUCUGAUAGAGCAUCUUGAUAUAAGGAAAAUGUCUCCCUAUCUCUGCCCCAUCUUUUCGCUUAAUCUUAUGCAACUAAGAUUUUUAUUUAACAUUGCUUUUCAACAAGUUUUACUAUAAAAAUGCCUUUGUGCUUUCUAAGUAUAAAGAUUUACAUCAUUUUAGUGUGAUUUUAAGAACCACAGACCACCCUCCCCGACUCUUUUUGGAGCAUCAUAAUCAGUUGUUAAUUAAACAGGUAACACUGCUUUAUAGUUCUUUAUGAGUUGGUGAACUCUGUAUUUUAAAAAAAAAUUAUCUAUACACUGUACUUAAUGAAUGGUAGGCCCUUAGUAUUUUUUUUUAAUUAAUAAGAGACAUGGUUCUUAAGUGCCGAACACUGCACAAAAGGGUUGCUGCUAUUGGAUUCCAAACUGCCAUGCCCUUUAUACCAGUGGUUGACAAGGCAAAUAAGGAAUUACUCCUCAGGGGAGUAAAGUAUUGUAUAGAUUUGGAACUUGGGAAAACCAUAACUUUCUCUUCAGAAAUGGAAAUUUCCAUUUUGCCUUCAUGACCCUUGUGAACCACUUGGGUUCCUCACUGAUUGGUAUAGUUCUGAGGGUGCUACUGGGUGCUUUUUGUACUUUUACAUCCCCAACAAUUGGAGAAUAAUUUGUAGACCAUAGCAGUUAUAAUGCUCUUAACUGUGGUGUAUUACAAAACAAGGAACAACAGAUUUUUUUAUAUGUUAAAGCCUAAGUAAUUCUAUUUCAUUUAGAAUGAAGUAUCUUCAAGAUAACAGAUAGUCUGCAUAAGGGAAGCAGUAUAAUUUCCUCAUCACUAAUUAUUAUGUGCCUACUACAUGCCAGGUUUCAUCUUAGGCAUUGAUGAUACAGCUUUGCAAAACACCAAUUUUUUGGAGUUUAUAUUCUAAUGGAGGAAGUUAACACAUUUAACAAUAAUUUUAUAGUGUAUUAAGUGGUUAACACUAUAAAUAAAGCAGGGUAAAGGGCUUGUUACAAUCUGGAAAGUAGUACUGUAUUAUUUAAGGUGGUUGGGAAGGCACCUGUGUACUUCACCAUUAGUGUUGUCAAAUUCUGACCCUUUGGUUAAUAUCUUGCCAUCCAGUACAUUCAAAAAGGUUUUUUCUGAUUCAGUUCUGAUUGCAGAAUUAAGGAAUGAGGUCAUUACUUAAGACCUUUUUACUUUGAUUACAUUUAAGGUGUUUUCUCCAGUGUAGGCUUUACUCAUGAGUGAGUGAUAACCUAAAGGCCUUAUUGUGUUUCUUACACUGUUUAUUACACUGGGGGUUUCUCUACAUUUUGAGUUCUCUGAUGGUUACAAAACUUAAACUCUGUUAAAGGAUUUUUUCAUAAUCCCUUAAAUUUGUGUGGUUCUUUCCCAAUGCAAAUUAUGAUGGUGAUGAUGAUGAUGAUGAUGAUGGUGAUGAUGUUAAGUAGGCUUUAAAACUUAAAGGCCUGUCUGCUUUGUGGCAUUUAUACGGUUUCUGGCUACUGUGAAUUGUGUGAUGUUGAUUAAGGUGUAAAUCACGACAAGACUUUCCCUCAUACCUUUGCAUACAGUAGAGUGAGAUGAGUUAUGGCUAAAACCCUGCAAUAAAAUUACAUUCCAACUUUUACACUCACACUGUGGAUUCUGUGAUGUUCAUUAAUGUGGGAAAUGUGUCUAAAGGUAAUUCUCAGAUUUAUUUUAAUGGCAUUUUUAAAAACCCACAACUGGAUGACAUGCUAGUUUGGAUUAGUGUCACUUUUCUCUUGCCAUCUUUCAGGAUUCUGUUCCUGGCUCUAAUAAGGAUACCUUAUCUGCAACAGAAUCCAGGAUUCUGUAGUUCUCUAGUGUCACUUCCUUGUAUUAUUUUGACACAGUAUGAGAUAGUAUGUUAUUGGAAGUAUUAUAUUAAAAUACAUUUAAUGUAUCUGCAAUUAAAGUAUUUGUUAUGUAUUCAUGCUGGUGUUCUUUGCUGUUUUUUGUUUUCCUACUUCUAGUAGAGAUUUCCAAAUUUUUUGGAGCAUCUAAAAUUUUUUUAAUAAAACCAUAUUCCC
Lutra lutra (Eurasian river otter) is the source of this 6555-nucleotide messenger RNA. RefSeq names its product RAB7A interacting MON1-CCZ1 complex subunit 1 (gene RIMOC1). The record is from RefSeq and is a predicted model, not a curated record. Gene Ontology annotation, biological process: mitophagy. Lineage: Eukaryota; Metazoa; Chordata; Mammalia; Carnivora; Mustelidae.